Messenger RNA from Parnassius apollo (apollo), 2133 nucleotides. The record is from the annotation of a GenBank genome assembly. Lineage: Eukaryota; Metazoa; Arthropoda; Insecta; Lepidoptera; Papilionidae.
AUGAAAUUAGAAUGUCACUCCGGCAGAGAACCUACCUAUUGGCCUACCGACAGACAAAGAAUCCCAGACUUAUUGGACUUUUUUAUUGUUAAAAACAUAGAUAGUAACUACUUAAACAUAGAACCUCGAAUAGAUCUCACAUCUGACCACACACCAGUUAUACUGAAUGUUACUACAACAGUUAAUCUAGUAGCACCGCUCCUAAGGAUAUACAACUCGAACACUACAGACUGGACAAUUUAUAAAAAUAAAAUCACAACAGAGACAGAACUAAAGACCAAAAUUAAUACAAUAGAAGAACUUGAAAGACAACUGGAACAACUUAAUAUGACUAUUCACAUUGCUGCCAAUUCUGCAACUCCAAAAAGGACAGGUAAUGGACAACCUCUGAAACAUAACUCAUAUCCAAAAGAUAUUAAAGAGAAAAUACAAGAGCGUCGACGUUUGAGAAAAAUCUGGCAUACUACGGGAUAUCCAAGUGAUAAAACUGCAUUCAAUAGACACUCAAAUGAACUUAAAGCUUUUAUCAGCACCCUAGAAAAUGAUAAUAUUCAACACUAUCUCUCAAAUCUAGAUCCAACGAGAGACACAAACUACUCACUAUGGAAGGCUACGAAGAAUCUAAAGCGCCCGAAAAACCAUAUAUCACCUAUCAAUGAUGAAAAAGGAGGAAAGAGGAGGAGAUCAGAUAAAGAAAAGGCAACAAUCUUUGCGGAACAUCUGAAAACAGUUUUCCAACCACGCCCUGAAAACAAUCUCGAACACACUAUGGAAAUCAAAGAAUACCUCGAAUCAGCGAAUCAAAUGUGUUUACCACUAAAAAGUACCAGCCCUAAAGAAAUUGUGGAAGAAAUAAGGAACCUCAAGGAUGGUAAAGCACCCGGCUAUGACCUGAUUGAUGCCACAUUACUUAAAAACCUGCCUCAUAAAGUCAUGGUGCCAAAACCCGGUAAAACCCCACACGAAGCAACUUCAUACAGACCUAUCAGCCUGCUACCAGUUAUUGGCAAACUGUUUGAGAGGAUAUUGCUUAACAGAAUGAAAGAACAUCUAAGUACAGUAUUACAGAACCACCAAUUUGGAUUCCGGGAAAAACACGGGACAAUUGAACAGGUACAUCGUAUAGUUGACACCAUCAGCAGAUGCCUCGAAAACAAAUUAUAUUGCUCUGCAGUCUUUUUGGAUGUUAGCCAAGCGUUUGAUAAGGUAUGGUAUGACGGCCUCCUGUUCAAGCUAAAGAAGCAUCUCCCACAUUGUCUAUUCCUAAUAUUGAAAUCCUACUUAGAUAAAAGAUGCUACCAAGUGAAGUACGGCGAUGAUCUCUCAGAAGUACACGAAUUAAAAUCAGGUGUCCCUCAGGGCAGUAUAUUGGGCCCUAUACUAUACCUCAUUUUUACAGCAGAUAUCCCAACAACUGACUACACAACGACUGCGACAUACGCUGAUGAUACGGCGCUUCUGUCGGCUCAAAGCAACCCAGAAACGGUAUCAUCACAGAUGCAAAACCACCUGAUAGAAGUUGAGAGGUGGCUGAACCAUUGGAGAAUAAAAGCCAAUGAGAGCAAAUCGGUACAUGUAACGUUUACUCUUAGGAGAGAAACAUGUCCAUCGGUAACGCUAAACUACAAAGUUAUCCCUCAAGAAAAUAACGCAAAAUACUUGGGCAUGUACCUUUACAGGAAACUUACACGGCAAAAACACUUUUGGACCAAGCGCAAACAACUAGAUGGAAAACUGCGAAAACUGAACUGGUUAUUGGGACGCAAAUCACAACUAAAUCCUAACAGCAAGAUGCUAGUGUACAAAACCACCAUAAAACCAAUCUGGACUUACGGGAUACAACUGUGGGGAACGGCCAGCAACAUUGAUAUAGAUAUCUUGGAGAGAUUCCAGACCAAAGCUCUGAGAACAAUGUUUGGCAUCUCUCGUAGUAUAAGUAAUAGAUACGUAUACCUCGACCUCGGCCUAAAAACAGUUCGACAGGAAGUAGCUCAAAACAGCCUGAAAUACCAGGAGAAGCUGACCGCCCAUGUAAACAAACUGGCACACGCUCUGAGCGGAGAAGGCGCUCUUCAGCAUACCCGGCUAAAAAGAAGUGACGUAGCGAGCCUACAUAAAAGAUUUACCACCUGA